AUGGAUGCAAUUGAGUGUGCUACACGGUACCGUGAUCAGCAAGAUGUCGAUCUGCGUUACAUGGCUAUAAGGGAGCUGUGCAAUGGGCCCCGGAAUAGUCAGGGACGGGUGCAACAGUUAUGUGAGCUGCAUCAACAACCAGGAGCACUAGAGGUGGUGACACAUGACGUGAUAUUACGGUCAGUUACGGAUAGGCAGAUUGUGCGCAGCGUUGUAGAACGGGAGUUGCUGGGGGAAUUAGGGGACGAGUGUGUCUCGUAUGUGGUGAGCCAGUUGGUCGGUGAGCUUGUUGGUGGUGGCGGUGUCCAGGAGCAGGAGGAGCAGCGGCGGCAAGAGGAGGUAAUAUUGAAGUACUUGAACAGUGUGCUACAUUCUGGUGCGGUUGGUGCAGCGGCAGCAUUAGCUUUGGACGGUGUCCGUGGUGGUGCCGGAAACGGCGAUGCUUUCGAGAGCUGCUAUCGAGCGACGAAUGUUGCGGAGAAGGACAUCGCGCGGUACGUGGAGUAUAUGUGUCACGUGAGUUCUGCGGGGACGUUAUGGUAUUCAGUGCUCAAUGGGUUGUGUAGCAGUGGAAAUGUAGUCAGCAGUGAAUUGGCUACAAAGGUGUAUGGAUUGUGUUCGGAAGCGCCGUUGAAUGGGCAGAGCCAGGCUUAUGCUGCUUUUAUUGGGGCUGUGAGGAACAUUAGAGGUUCUGUGUUGACGGCAUUGUUCAUAGCAUGCACGAACGUUGGUGUGCUAGAAGCGGUCGCGCAAGCUCGGCCGCUUAAGCUCUGUUCUUCAUACCGAGCAGUUGCCAAUCGGUGGAUAUCAGGGGAGCUGGAUCCCCACUCUGCAAGGGGGUUUCGUUUGAUUGCGCAUAUUGGUAAGCUGUUUAACCGGGACAGUGAUGAAGAUAUGGCUGUAGUGAAGGCAAUCAUGCAAUUGUGUGCUGUGGAACUGAAAGAACAGACGGCCUCGGUACUCCAUGUGGAGGACACGGAGGUUAGCUGUAGCGUGUCUAAUACAUAUGAGAUGGGAGAGGUUGGUGAAGAUGAUUGGGUUAUCUCUGAUGAGGGAGAUAUGAUUGUUAGCGAUGAGGAUACAGUUAUUAUUUCUAAUGAAAUAGAGGCGGCCAAUAUCGCCGUGUCAGUGAUGGAUGCGCUCAGCAGUUUACCUCUGGAAGAUUUGAACGAGAUGGUGCAGGAAGCUAUAACGGCGUUGCCGGAAAUUCUUUUAGUGCGUUUGCGUCCUCAUUUACUCUCAUUGUCCGCAAAGUAUACGAAACUGCUGGAUUAUGUUAUUGCGACUUUCGGGGAGGUAGACCCCUUGGCGUUGCAUCUGCUUACACCAGAACAAGUUGCUGCGGUUGCUGUAUCAUCUGAGCAUCCAGAUCACGCAUUUUUAACUCUGCGUUCAGAUCCGCAGCUCUGUGCAUUACAUGGCGCCAUCAUAGGACAAACUGCUUCUCAUAAGCCUAUUGAUACGGAGCUUCUCCAACAAUGGCAAAAUCGUCGUGAGGCAUCCAAACAGUACCUUGAUGCCACCUUGCAGUUACUUACCACUAUGCUUUCCCAAGACGUAGUCUCGCUUAAGGAUCAUCAAUGGUGCAUUGAUACCCUCGCAUGGAUUGGGCAAGAGUUCCCCUUCUAUCGCAAACCCGUAUUACAACUUCUUAUCCCCAUGUUAAAACCUCCAAAGAGAUUCGUCAAAAUUAUACAAGUCGGCAAUAUGAAGCAAAAGGAAGAUGGCUCUACAUACAUAAGAGCAUCAGUGGUAAGCACCCUGUGUGGAUGGUUGCGUGACGAACGCAGCACAUGGGACUACAGCGAUAUUCGAAAUUUGGCGUACUACCUACGGUAUCCACUGCGCGACCUACCUUUGAAACGUCUAACACUACAACUUAUGCAUACGAUAAUUGACCGCUUUGGCGGCUUCCUCGCACUUAGAGACUAUCCAACGAUCCACGAAACGCUGCAACUGAUUCAAAACAAGUAUCCAGAAGAUACAGAGGGUAUUGCAGCCCAUUUUCAUGGAAUAGUCAAUAGCAUCUGA
Messenger RNA from Eremothecium cymbalariae DBVPG#7215, 2031 nucleotides. RefSeq lists its product as uncharacterized. The coding region runs from base 1 to 2031 and encodes 676 amino acids. The record is from RefSeq and is a predicted model, not a curated record. The transcript has a single exon. NCBI's taxonomy places the organism in Eukaryota, Fungi, Ascomycota, Saccharomycetes, Saccharomycetales, Saccharomycetaceae.